Closterium sp. Naga37s-1 is the source of this 1748-nucleotide messenger RNA. The record is from the annotation of a GenBank genome assembly. Lineage: Eukaryota; Viridiplantae; Streptophyta; Zygnematophyceae; Desmidiales; Closteriaceae.
GCGUACCUGGACCCGCUCAACGUGCCGUCAGACGCCCUCCUCUGCCACUUCUGCUCCCAGCCCCUGCGAUUCCUGCUGCAGGUGUACUCGCCAGUGGACAGCGAGCCCUCUGCCUUCCACCGCACGCUCUUCCUCUUCGCCUGCCGCCACCCGCACUGCCUCACCCGCCACCAGCAGGAGCAGCAGCAGGCAGAGGUGGCCGACGGCAGAGCAAGGGAAAGGAGACGAAGUGUGUGUGCACUGCGCACCCAGCUGCCGCGCGCCAACCCCUUCUACGCCUUCACCCCGCCCCCCCCGGAUGCACCUGGGACACCACUCUCCCACCAAGUGCCCAUGUGCGCGUGGUGUGGCACGUGGAGGGGCAGCAAGCGCUGUGGGGGGUGCAGGCAGGUGGCCUACUGCAGCAAGGACCACCAGCAGCGAGGAUACCUUCCGCGUCAGCAGAUGCUGAGUCAGCAGGGGGCGCAGGGAAUGACGUGUCAGCAGCGGACUGGAGAGUGACGGUGCUGGACAGGGGAGGGUGGAAGGAGUGGGAGAUGGUGGUGGAGGAGGAGCCAGAGGAGGGCGAGGAGGGCGAGGAGGGUGAGAACGGAGAGGAGGCAGGGAGAGAGGGGGGGAGUGAAGGGGAAAAGGGGCCUGGGGCGGGGGCCGGGGGGGCGGAGGUGCGGCGGCUAAUGAGGGAGUAUCGGGAGCGCACCAGGGCGGAGGGGCCCAUUGCUGCGAGCGAGCUGGAGGGCUUCGGAGAUGUGAGGCGCUCCUGUGAAGUGGGUGGCGUGGGGGACGGGGUGGCCGUGUGCAUGGGCUGGGCAUGGAGUGGGCAUGGCGUGGGCAUGGAGUGGGCAUGGGGUGGGCUUGCGCAUGGGGUGGGCGCGGGGGCGGAUGCAGAGAAGAAGCAAUGGGCCGCUUUCCAGGCUGUGAUUGCCAAGGCACCUGAUCAAGUGAUCAGAUACUGCCGAUCAGCCACCGCCCGUCCGCUGUGGCCGCAGCUGCAGGGGCAGCCGCCCAGCCAGGCUGCCAUUCCCCCCUGUGGCGGCUGUGGUGCUCCCAGGAUAUUCGAGUUCCAGGUGCUCCCGCAAAUCAUCUACUACAGUGCGCCUGACGCCACUGCUGACUCAGCGCUCGACUUCGCCACACUGGCAGUCUACGUCUGCCCCAACUCCUGCUGCCGCUCUUCACCGCUCAGCACCGCACAGCAGAGCAGUGUCGCUGUUCCAAGAAGUGUGGAUUCAGGAGUUGAAGCAACAGCAGUGGGGGCAAGUGCAGAGGGAAGCAGCAGUGCAGCGGGCAGCAGAGAUGCAGGCAGUGGGGACGUGAAAGGCUGCGAGGGCGAGGAGGAGGAGGGGGAGGGCGGUGCGCUGGGCGCAUGGAUGGCUGGCGGCGCUGCGGCAGCGGCGUCGCUAUCAGCGGCCCACCGCAACCCCGCUCUGGCACUGGAGACCCUCUCCCACUGGGGGCGCGGUGCAGGGGGCGACGGGGGAGGGGGGACCGUGGGGGGCACUCCAGGGUGGGGGGACGGGGGCGAGGAGGGAGAGGAGCGGCUGCUGCGGAGAAGGUGUGUGGGCCGCUUGUCUGUGGCCUAUCCGUUCCUCCUACUUAAACCCUUAAAAACCUCCUCUCGUCUUCCACUUCUAAUUCCUGUGUCUCCCCUCCCCACUCCCUCCCUCCCCAUGUUGCUUUUGCUUUCCCCCUGCCCUCUCCACAUUCGUCCUCCCUCUUUCCUCUCUCCUCUCCCCCUCUCUUCUUAUUAA